AAAUCGGAAAUUAAAGAUGAGGCAUGGCAUCAUAAUCGCAUAUGAUGUGGUCUUAGCUCUUGUUUCAAUUACUCUGUUCGUUCUUGGUAUUCUCUUCUUCAUCUUGUUUUGCAAGAGAAGACCAGUGGAUUCCGAAGAAAAUCUUCCAGUCAAGCGUUGUGCCGCUGCGUACCCCUUAAGUGAAGUCGAUACCGCCACCGACGGCUUCAAUAAUCGCCGAGUUAUCGGAAAAGGUCGACUUGGAAGAGUAUAUGUAGCUGUUACCACCACUGGGGAUGUAAUUGCUGUAAAAAGGAUUAAUUCUUGGUUGGUUUUGAGCAAUCCUGGUUUUGGGUUCUCAUCCAUAGUGAAGUCUCUUUCAUUAGCUCAUCAUCCUCAUGUUGUGUCCAUAAUUGGAUUCUCAGAAGCACCAGGAGAGAGAAUUUUGAUUAUGGAGUUUAUGGGUAUGAAAAGCUUGGAUUUCUACUUACACGAAAACUGUGGCGGCGCUCCGCUCUUAGAUUGGUGGCGCCGCUUCAGGAUUGCAGCCGGAGUUGCACGAGGAAUCGAGUACUUGCAUGAAGGGAUGGCACCCCAUGUGGUACAUGGAAGUGUGAAGCCUUCUAACAUCUUAUUUGAUAUGAAUUUUUGUCCUAGAGUUUGUGAUUAUGGAUUAUCUUUCUUGGCUUCCAAAGAAAGGGGAGGUCUUGUAGGGUAUGUAGAUGAUGAAUAUUGGAAAGAAGGAAGGGGAGUUUGUAAGGCAAGUGAUGUUUAUGGGUUUGGAGUAGUUUUAUUACAGCUUUUGAGUGGAAGGAGAUGUGAAGAAGGGUUAGUUGUUGAGUGGGCUUUGCCCUUGAUUAGGGCUAUGAGACUUGUUGAAGUUUUGGACCCUAGGCUUGUUCUUCCUUCUGAUAUGAAACCUCUUAUUAGAUUAGCUAAGGUUGCUUCUGCUUGUGUUGGUAAUAGUAGACAGAAUAGGCCCACCAUUGUUCAAGUUGCAACUAUUUUGAAUAGUUUGGAGAUGGAGUUGUUAAGUUAAU
Telopea speciosissima is the source of this 1019-nucleotide messenger RNA. RefSeq names its product serine/threonine-protein kinase-like protein ACR4. Gene Ontology annotation, molecular function: ATP binding; protein kinase activity. Gene Ontology annotation, biological process: protein phosphorylation. Gene Ontology annotation, cellular component: plasma membrane. Lineage: Eukaryota; Viridiplantae; Streptophyta; Magnoliopsida; Proteales; Proteaceae. The transcript has a single exon. The coding region runs from base 17 to 1018 and encodes 333 amino acids. The record is from RefSeq and is a predicted model, not a curated record.